AAGCGCCGCUACAGGGGUCUUUUCUGCUCCUGUCACCGCUUAAAACUAUCAGAUGGUUCGAGGGAGGACAUGGAGGCAGCCACCUAGCUUAACGGAACCACGGAGCCCACAGCUGCGCCCUCCGGAGACCCGAGGCCGCCGCUGCCGCAGUCCGCACCGGGACUCCGCAGCCGAGCUCCCCAGCCAGCGGACCGCGCGGCGCUGGGCGCUGCGGGGCUGGGCUGCGGAACUCAGAAAAGUGCAGAGCCCAGCCGAGCUGGGACACUGAGCCGGGAGGGACGCGGCGAGCAGCAGCGCCAUCCUGGAUGCAGACGCUCAACUUGGAGCAACUUUAAGAUCCCAGCAGCCGCCGGCCCGCGCGGACCCAGAACAAGAAGAGGGCAAACAGGAAGAUGCCUCGGCCCGGCCGCAACACGUACAGCGACCAGAAGCCGCCCUACUCGUACAUCUCGCUGACCGCCAUGGCCAUCCAGAGCUCGCCUGAGAAGAUGCUGCCGUUGAGCGAAAUAUACAAGUUCAUCAUGGACCGCUUUCCCUACUACCGGGAGAACACGCAGCGCUGGCAGAACAGCCUGCGCCACAAUCUCUCCUUCAACGACUGCUUCAUCAAGAUCCCGAGGAGGCCAGACCAGCCGGGCAAGGGCAGCUUCUGGGCGCUGCACCCCAGCUGCGGAGACAUGUUUGAGAACGGCAGCUUCCUGCGGCGUCGCAAACGCUUCAAGGUGCUCAAGUCAGACCACCUGGCGCCCAGCAAGCCAGCCGACGCUGCGCAGUAUCUGCAGCAGCAGGCCAAGCUGCGCCUCAGCGCGCUCGCGGCCUCCGGCACGCACCUGCCGCAGAUGCCCGCUGCCGCCUACAACCUGGGUGGCGUGGCGCAGCCCUCGGGCUUCAAGCACCCGUUCGCCAUCGAGAAUAUCAUCGCGCGCGAGUACAAGAUGCCUGGGGGGCUGGCCUUCUCCGCCAUGCAGCCCGUGCCUGCCGCCUACCCGCUCCCCAACCAGUUGACUACCAUGGGCAGCUCGCUGGGCACUGGCUGGCCCCAUGUGUACGGUUCCGCAGGCAUGAUCGAUUCGGCCACCCCCAUCUCAAUGGCUAGUGGCGAUUACAGCGCCUACGGCGUGCCGCUGAAGCCACUGUGCCAUGCAGCCGGCCAGACGCUGCCCGCCAUCCCGGUGCCGAUCAAGCCCACGCCGGCCGCAGUGCCCGCGCUCCCCGCGUUGCCUGCACCCAUCCCCACCUUGCUCUCGAACUCGCCGCCCUCGCUCAGCCCCACGUCCUCGCAAACAGCCACCAGCCAAAGCAGCCCCGCCACUCCCAGCGAAACGCUCACCAGCCCGGCCUCCGCCCUUCACUCGGUGGCGGUGCACUGACCCGCCUCUGGCUCCCUCCCUGGCUCCCAGUCCUGCCUUCCCUAACCUGGGACCGCCACCCUAACUUGUCCAUUUCACCUUCGGCCAACCCUCUCUCCCCUGUGAGAACUUUGUUUGGACCCAGGAGAUAAAACGCAAAUUUAGAGAUGGGCCUGGGGGCGCGUGGGAGUUGUCCUCGCCCCUACAAGAAGAGAAGACAGAGGGCACCUGAGCCAAACCGUCCCGUCCCCGAGGUCCCCGAAACCCCCUUCCAUUUAAGAGGCAGGGAAAAUCCUGUUUCCCGCUUUCACGGAGAGGAGAGCGUCUUUCCUCGGCGGAGAUCGGUGGGGCAGUUAGUUCCAAGAACAGAAAAACCGCCCCAGAGGUGUCCUCGCACAGCUCUGGACGGAGGGCUGCCCCAGCACAUCCCAGUGCCGCAUCUCUGCUUACGUCUCGGAAAUCUUCCGCGAGAAGGGACCACUAAUCUUCCUACCCCAUUCUCCUCCCGACCGGUAGGGGCUGGGCGGACCACAGCUUCGCUGAGCAGCGGGCCUGCCUCCCCGGCUUCUGCGGAGUUUUGUUUUGUUUCGUUUUGUUUUGGGUUUUGUUUCCUGCCAGAGUCUCCAGGCACUGAAAUUAGAAGAGAGGCUGCCAAAUUGGGAAGGGGCCGCUUGUGCUCAACACAGGCAAAACAAAACUAAAAGUAACCUUGUAUUGUUUACAAAGCGCCCUGUAAAAUGUAAACGGUGAACUUGAAUCUGUAUUGCUUGGCGGGCGAGCGGGCAAAGCCCACUUUACAAGUACCUGUUGUAAUGUGAAUGUUUACUCCAUUUCUGGCCAGGUUUAGGGGAGGGGAGGGAGGGAGGGGAAAGUUAAUUGGGAUGUUAACUUUCCGAUUACUUAGAGACAUUUUUAGCUAUUUAUUUUAUUGUUGGAAGGGGGGAAAAAAAGGAAAAUGAAAUAAGCCCAAACUAAGAAAGCAUCAAGGGCAACCCUAGAAGAACUUAGAUAAGCUGACUGGUAACAUGAAGGAGAUGUCACGGGAUAGGUGUCCCACGGGCAAGUCUUUCUGUUUGCUACAAGAACUUUUCCAAGAAGCUAAAGGGCUGCAAAGAGAUGUAAAUGCUUGUGAAUAGGAAUGAUUAUACACUGUGUAAAAUGCACUUUUGUUUACUAUAUUCCUUUAGAGUCUUAGGUAAUUUGCUGGAAAACGAACAGUUGUUCUGGUGUGACCUGCUUAAGUUAAAAAAAAGUUGUAGUGUCAUCAGAGCUGUAAAAUUUUUACCUUUCAUUUUUCUCCCACCCUGUACAGAUUUAGCAUGGCAUUUUAAAUAUUGAUGUCCUUGUUCCCAGCAUGCCUGUUUCAAGACAAAGAAUUUUAAAAAGGUGUCUACAUUAAAUUAUGAACCUAGUCCAAAUAAUAUUUUCUCAUUAAAAUAUGUAAAUUCAAAUUUUAGUUUCGCGUGUUUUUGAAGAGUUGCUGCAAAUAACAGAUGUAGUGCUUCUUUAAGCAUGCAUUCUACAACACAUUGAGUAGUUUGUGGUUCAUAUCUUAUUUGUAAAACAGGUUCAAACCUUGUAUUCACUUUCAGAUUGCAGAAGAAA
Molecule: messenger RNA, 2954 nt
Organism: Manis pentadactyla (Chinese pangolin)
Lineage: Eukaryota; Metazoa; Chordata; Mammalia; Pholidota; Manidae
Gene: FOXB1
Product: forkhead box B1
Exons: 2
Coding region: 393-1370 (325 amino acids)
Biological process (GO): regulation of transcription by RNA polymerase II; anatomical structure morphogenesis; cell differentiation
Molecular function (GO): RNA polymerase II cis-regulatory region sequence-specific DNA binding; DNA-binding transcription factor activity, RNA polymerase II-specific
Source: RefSeq, a predicted model, not a curated record